Molecule: messenger RNA, 1467 nt
Organism: Linum tenue
Lineage: Eukaryota; Viridiplantae; Streptophyta; Magnoliopsida; Malpighiales; Linaceae
Source: the annotation of a GenBank genome assembly
AUGAAUCAAAGUGAGAAAAUUCGCAUCAUUUCCACAGAAACAAUCAAACCAUCUUCACCAACUCCCCCACACCUCACCAAUUUCAAGCUCUCCCUAGUCGACAACUACACUGCUGCAGCAGGGUAUACGCCCCUCGUCUUCUUCUAUCCUGCCCACGGUUCCAAAACAGGGCAAGAGAGGCUCCAUGUCCUGAAAUCUUCACUCGCCCAGGCCCUAACCCGCUUCUACCCGCUCGCCGGACGGUUGUCGCGCCUGAAUCAGCAGCCGGCGGCCGAUUCAGUUCCAUUAAUGUUCAUCCAUUGCAGCGACGAGGGCGUUCCCUUCUCUACGGCCGAUGGUGGAGGAAUUGGUUCCUCCAUGGCUCUGUUUCUCGCCAGGGGACCCGAUGCCGACUCGCUCGAGCAAUUCCUCCCUUUCCCGGCGGGGCUGCUCCUCACGACGGCGGCCAUUGAAUCCGCGCCGCUGUUCGCCGCCAGGGCCACCCUUUUCCCCUGCGGCGGGAUCGCCGUCGGGGUCUGCGGGACCCACAAGAUUAUGGACGCGCACACAUCCGCCGAUUUUGUGAAAUUCUGGGGGGCCGCCGCCUGCAGGCAGGGGAGUGAAGUAGGCGGCGCCGCCUACGCUCACGACCGCGCAGCCGCGUCGCUGUUUCCACUGAGUCCCGAGGAUGUGGGGCCUCCCGCCGUGAAUUUCGGAUGUGAAGAAGGGCAGAAGAAGAUGGUGACGAGGAGAUUCGUGUUUGAUGGGGAAGCCAUUUCCGCUCUCAAAUCCGGAGCUAGGAGCGACCGGGUUUCCAACCCGACCCGCUCCGAGGUUGUUUUCGGGUUCAUAUGGAAAUCCGCGGUCAACGCCACCGCUAAAGCAGUAACGUCAACCGGCGGUGGAGAGGCAGUUUACUCCGUCGGAGGGAUGCUCGUGGACCUACGACCUAGAAUGAAAGAGCCAUGGCUGGACUACUCUGUCGGCAACAUAUUUUGGGCGAACCCCACGGUGUACAAGUACGACAGUAAACAACGGUCGGAUGAAGCAAAGACAUUGCAGCAGCUGGUGGGUGAAUUGAGGAGUUCGGUUUCAAAGGUAGACGACAAGUUGAUGGAGAAGUUAGAAGGCGGGGAUGGAAGGGAGGAGUUCUUCAGGAAUCAGCAGUCGUGGCUUAUGGCAUUGAUGCCGACGGGCGUAGCUGAAAGUGACAGCACGGUGAUGACGUUUUGGAUGUCGAGCAUGGUCGGGAUAGGAUUCUACGAUGUGGAUUUUGGAUGGGGAAAACCUGUUUGGGUCGGCAUGACUGGAUUUGCAAAUCAGAUGUUCAACAGGGUUAUGUUGAUGGAGUCCCCGAUUGGACAUGGAAUCGAAGCUUGGGUUACCUUGCAUGAGCAUGAAAUGACCAUCAUGGAACAUGAUCCUAGAUUCCUUGCUUUUGCAAACAACAAUCCAAGUGUUUCAUGGGCUUGUCCGUCCCGGCUUUGA